Messenger RNA from Oxyura jamaicensis (ruddy duck), 2315 nucleotides. RefSeq names its product CDGSH iron sulfur domain 1 (gene CISD1). Bases 76 to 402 code for a protein of 108 amino acids. Gene Ontology annotation, biological process: regulation of autophagy. The transcript has 3 exons. Gene Ontology annotation, molecular function: 2 iron, 2 sulfur cluster binding. The record is from RefSeq and is a predicted model, not a curated record. Gene Ontology annotation, cellular component: intracellular membrane-bounded organelle; mitochondrial outer membrane. Lineage: Eukaryota; Metazoa; Chordata; Aves; Anseriformes; Anatidae.
CCCUGCCGCCAUCUUGCGGGCGGGCGGCGCAGGCGCGGAGCUGCGUGUGCCCUGUGCGGCGGCGGAGCGGGAGCCAUGGGGCUGGGGCAGAACUCCAGCGUGCGGGUUGAAUGGAUUGCUGCAGUCUCCUUAGCUGCUGGAGCAGCUGCUGUCGGGUAUCUAGCUUACAAAAAAUUUCUCUCUAAAGACAAGUGCUGCAAAGCAAUGGUGAAUCUCCAUAUCCAGAAGGAUAACCCCAAGGUAGUCCAUGCAUUCGAUAUGGAAGAUCUGGGCGACAAGGCUGUGUACUGUCGCUGUUGGAGAUCCAAGAAGUUCCCACUGUGUGAUGGCUCGCACACAAAGCACAACGACGAAACUGGCGACAAUGUCGGGCCGCUGAUCAUCAAGAGGAAGGAGGCGUAGAGUGGACAGUAGAAGCUACAAAAUGAAUGUCUGACAAAUCCUCUGCUCGCUUGUGAUUGGGGGGAAAAACCACAAAUUCAUUGUCAUGUCACUGAAGACUUUCCAGUGUAGUAGAUACAUCAGGCUUCAGCAUGUGUAUUUUUUCUGGUGCUUGUCUUGUCUUAAUCACUACAGUGCAUAAUUCACUAAAUAGUCAUGGUUUAAUUUUCUGUCCUGUAAAGUGUGUGUACCCUUUCAUUGAGUAUGAAACUGAAAUGACGCACAGAAUGUACUUGAGAAAAUAUUGUUAUUUUCAAAUAUAUGUGUACUACGCUGAGGCCAUUCAGCAGAAAGAAUAUUCAGAAGGGAGAUCUUAAAAUUUCGGGGAGGUUUGAAAGUCAUGGAUCUGGCUAGAGCGCUACUUAAAAGGCAGCAGCAGGAAAGAAGUCAUGGUGCCAAAAUGCAGCUUAACCUCUGAUCACGCUGCGUUUUCUGCAGAUGUCCCGUUUGGCCUGUAACACUACCGUUCUGCGUGGCUUCCGUGAAAGAAUGCACUUAAAAUUGCUCUGAACAAACAAUGUAAAAUGCUUAUAGCUAGCUGGGGCUAAAGGGCAACUUCACCUUUGAUUUAACGGCCAUGUUGAAACUUGACCCUACGACCAUAUGGUGUGGAAAACAUACUACGGAACAGCAGCCCUGUGUGUAGAGUAGGAUUAGAUGGUCUCUGUGAGAGCUUUGGUAGUAGACGAGUGGAAGGACAUGAAGUGCCCAGAGUGGUGGGCAUGGGUGGCCAGAUUUCUUUUUGUUGUUGUUGCUAGAAAGCCUUAGUUUCACUUGCACACUCUAGCAGUGGAGCUAAUUUCCCCAGACCAGAGGACAGGGAAGCUAUGCUGAUUUAUCCCAGAAGCUAAAAUAAAAACUAACCCCCCACCCACUGUUACUGUCUGCUUUGUCAUUGCUCCAGCUGCUUGCGGAGGACUCUUCCUCCUGCUGCAGAGGGAGCAGGCACACCUUUACUAAGUGCCCUUAGGCUCAAUGUGUCUUAAAUAGCUCCUGCCUUCCUGGGCUAACUGCUAAUGUGGAUCAGCUAAUUUUACCAAAAGAACAGACACGGACAGGCUUUGCUAGCAGCUAGAAGCAUAGGGGAAAGGAAGGAUGAGAUGAGAACUCAUCCUCUUUUUGUAUGGCAAUUGUCUGCUUCAUCUGGCACAGUUGCAUUAAUGGCUGUAAUGUUGGUUUCCUUAAAUAGCUUUUGAUUUAUCAGUGUGCAAAUUACUACAAAGCAAAACCCAAAGAAUGUGGUGGCAGAGGGCAGUUUUGUAUUAAACCUGGUCCACUAGCAUCAUUGCAGCGUGUGUGAUGUCCACUGUCCAGAGGGAGAGACUACCUCAGAGCUAGAGAAAAGGCCUCGUCAAGAAGCUGGAAUUUUAACCCGGACCCCUCAAAGAUUCUUCCAGAUGAUUGGGAUGAUAGAGGUUUUAUUUUUGUUAAGGGUGUGGUUGGUACAGCUGGUUAAAACUGAAGAAAACUUUUUGCGUAUUCUCAAUGUGAGACUUUGAGAGGCUGAGGUCUUAGCUGAGCGGUUCGAACUUUGGCAGAAGGCACAGCAAGUAGAGAAUGUGGCACAGAAGUAAAGGAAAGCUGUGUGCGGGUGGAGUGCAACGCAGGGGGCAGCUACUGUCUGCAAGGGACCUCUACUUGCAGGAAGUUGCAGUCAAAUAUAUUUAGUCUCUCUUCUUUUUCCUGUCUUGACGGUAAAGGUACUUGAUAUUUUUUACUCGGCCAAGUACUGAUGCACAUGGAAAGUUGUUUUAACCUUAAAUUAUCAAAUACAUUUGUUUUAUCCAAAACAAAGUUAUUUCUGUACUACUAGAAUAUGGCACUGGAUACUUCUGUAUUUUUGUCAAAUACACAUUUGAGUUCAUCUUAACCUC